Messenger RNA from Anolis sagrei ordinatus, 1404 nucleotides. The record is from RefSeq and is a predicted model, not a curated record. Lineage: Eukaryota; Metazoa; Chordata; Lepidosauria; Squamata; Anolidae.
GUGUACAAGGGAAGGCGUGAGUCAUCUCAUCUUCUGUCUUGCUGUUGCUGCGCUACUGGCGUUUGCGGGUUCCCUGUUCUGAAAUCAACAGAAGUACCUGCAUGACCAGAAAGAAGACUAUGGAGAUGUUGAAGAAAUGGCUGGGACAUCCCAAGGAGCUCUACAACUUGGUAUGGUUCAAGAUGGGCGGUUACAAGACCAUAAUGCCGAAGAUGGACCAGGACUCUCUCAGUGAAAGCCUCUGCCUCUGCUACCGGUAUGUCAACCAGAGUAGUCAGAGCUACUCUGCUAUCAUUCACAUGCUCGAUGGGGAGCUGCGCCAUGUAGUUUGCAUCAUGUACCUGGUUCUCCUGGCUCUGGACAUAGUGGAGGAUGAUAUGACCAUCAGCUUGGAAACCAAGAUUCCCAUUUUACACAACUUCCAUUCUUACCUUAAUCAGCCGGACUGGCGAUUCAUGGGCAGCAAUGACAAGAACAAGCAAGUGUUGGAGGAUUUUCCAACGAUCUCCUUGGAAUUCCGGAACCUGGCAAAGGUCUAUCAGGACAUAAUUGCAGACGUUUGCCACAAGGUGGGCCUCGGGAUGGCUGAGUUCUUAGAGAAGAAGGUGGAAUCUGAGAAGGAUUGGGACAAGUACUGUCAUUACGCAUCUGGUCAGUUGGGGAUCGGCCUCUCUCAACUCUUCUCUGUGUCCAAACUGGAGGACCUUACUGUUGGCCAGGACACAGAGCUCGCAAACACCAUGGGAGUUUUCCUGCACAAAAUCGACAUCAUCCGGGAUUACCAUGAAGACCUACUUGCAGGCAGAGAGUUUUGGCCCCGAGAGGUGUGGAGUAAGUAUGCAAAGACGAUGUCAGAUCUGGCCAAGCCAGAGAAUGUCAACAAAGCUGUCCAGUGUCUGAAUGAGCUCAUCACCAAUGCCUUGCAUCACAUCCCUGAUGUCUUGACAUACCUGUCCCGACUGAAGAACCAGAAUGUGUUCAACUUCUGUGCUAUCCCACAAGUAAGAGCCAUUGUCAUCUUGGCAGCCUGCUAUAACAAUCCACAGGUCUUCCAGGGGCCGGUGAAGAUCCGGAAAGGGCAAGACAUUUCACUGAUGAUGGAUGCCACCAACAUCCAAGCUGUCAAAGCCAUCGUGUACCAGUAUAUGGAAGAGAUUUAUCGGAAGAUCCCCAGCAGUGAUCCUUCCUCCAGCAGAACCCAACAAAUUGUCACUUCUCUCUGUUCCUUGUGUUCACCCAUGAGGGCAAUAGUCUCACAAACCCAUUACUCCGCCAUCUACAUGUCCUGUGCGAUGGUUUUAGCUGUCUUGGCCUGGCAGUAUCUGAACAUGGUAUCCAAGGUAGCUGAUGAAGACAUGCACAUAGCUGAGAACUGAGGCUUUUCAGAAAUGUAACUUAAAUCUA